Messenger RNA from Folsomia candida, 1798 nucleotides. RefSeq names its product dopamine receptor 2. The transcript is spliced from 9 exons. Bases 1 to 1431 code for a protein of 476 amino acids. Lineage: Eukaryota; Metazoa; Arthropoda; Collembola; Entomobryomorpha; Isotomidae. Gene Ontology annotation, molecular function: G protein-coupled receptor activity. Gene Ontology annotation, cellular component: membrane. The record is from RefSeq and is a predicted model, not a curated record. Gene Ontology annotation, biological process: adenylate cyclase-activating adrenergic receptor signaling pathway.
AUGUCGUACAUAUCUUUCUGGUUAUCAUCACCCUUUAUCCACCAUCGCAUCAUUCUACUACUGGGUUGUGUUCAGAAACUCAUCUCCAGGUCCCACGUCCCAUUCCUGUUGAGUCGUGCCCAUCAAUAUGCAAUAAUCGCUCAGGUGUCAGUAUUCUCAAGUUCAAGCAACUUCCCGACAACCUCUAUUUCCAUUGAAAAUGAACUGGAAACCACAACAUUGGACGCUAUUCUUGAGGAAGAAGACCUCGGAGCCCGACCUUACAUCGUGUUCGUCCUCCUGACGAUCACUUCCUUGUGCAGCGUGAUAGGGAACGGUCUCGUCGUGGUCUCAAUCUGGAAGGAGGCGAGCCUACACUCGCCCAGCAACCAUUUUAUUGCGUCCUUGGCCAUGGCCGAUCUACUCGUCGGAGGAGUGGUCAUACCCUUCGAAGCCCUCACAGAGCUCCUUGGGCAGAGAUGGUUAUUCGGAGUUUUGUGGUGUGACCUUUGGAGAGCAUUUGACGUACUUCUUGCGACAUCUUCCAUUCUUAACCUUUGUGUAAUCUCACUAGACCGGUUUUGGGCAAUUUCUGAGCCAUUUUCCUAUCCUUCAAAAAUGACCCCCUUGAUGUCAGCCAGGUUGAUCUUUGGAGUGUGGGCCUGCUCCGUCGGAAUCUCAUUACCAGCUAUUUUGUACUGGAGGUGGACACGGACGUCACCCUUCCCCCCAGAAACGUGUCUCUUUACUCAGGACGCCCUGUAUCUUCUGGCCUCCUCCAUGAUCUCCUUUUACCUGCCCCUCGUCGUCAUGCUCUACACGUACUUUCGAAUCUAUCGGGCUGCUGUCCGUCAAACCAGAAGUAUUGAAAUGGGAGCAAAAUUUUACUAUGACAAAGAGUUGGAAUUGAAAUUAAGGAUGCGGAUUCAUCGGGGUGGGUCCAACAGGAACAGGGGUGAAAGGUUCAGCCUUCCCACCGCAACGCCUCCAAAUGGACGGCCCAUGGAAAUGAGACCUUUGACGGUUGUUGGAAGUUUGGGUCCUGCGGGGGAAGCUAAACUGGUUACCGCAUCAACAUCCGAGUGUCCUGAUAGCCCUGUGACAUUCAUGAAAAAUCGUGGAUCAAUGGUUAGGAGAAAGCUGAGCAGGUUCUCAAAGGAGAAGAAAGCAGCAAAGACAUUGGCAAUUGUUUUGGGCGUGUUCAUAAUUUGUUGGAUGCCAUUCUUUGUGCUAAAUGUGAUAUCUGGACUGUGUCCAAAGUGUGGUCUCCAAAACUCGCUACUUUUUUCACUAUUUACUUGGUUAGGAUGGGUUAACAGCCUCAUGAACCCGUUGAUAUACACGAUUAAAUCCCCUGAUUUUAGAAAGGCGUUUGCGAGAAUGCUAUGUUGUAAUAGAUACAGAAGAGUGGAAAUGGCAGCAACCCGGGCGUGGAGUUAUGUGAAGCGAUGAUAAUAAUACAUAACUGGCAGCAAAAGGUCCUGUGGAAAAUUUGAAUCAAUUCAGGAAUAACUGGAAACGCUUUAACCAUGGAUGGAUGAACGAACGAUCAUUUGCAGACUGAACUUUCUAUUGCGAGACGGGAAUAGUUCAGGAAUUAUGCAGAAUAAGUUUUGUUCAAAAUCUUUUGCCACAGUCAAAAGUCCAAUCAUGCGACCAGUGGUGAUGCACGUAUCCAACCUAAUCACAUUCUUUUUGUGAUUUACUGACACUCUGAAGAAUAUUUCAUCACAUUAUUAAAUGUAUAUGAUAAGCCUCAAUAUUUGAGUGACAAACAUCGUUGUCAAUCCAUUAUCUCAAUAAAUCAUUGACACUCGUA